GCUCCCGGACGGAGCUGAAAUUGACUUGAGAAGCUCUAGGGUCUGCUGCGGCCACCCUCCCGGGGCCCUGGACGCGGGGGCAGGUCCCUGCAUGUGGUCUUGGCUGCUUUGCUUUUCUCACCCUGGGCUUCCCUGAAGACUGGCCAGUGAAAUGCAAGUGGCUGGAGCUCGGACUGGGGUUGGGGAGUCGGGGUGUCGGGGCCACUUGACCCCUGUGUGGCUGUGGAACGUCUGGUCUGUGGCCCCUGCUUGUCCUCAUCUUUGCUUUUCCUCACCAUCUCCACAGGCUAACACUGCUCUCCCCUGGGACCUGAAAAAUGGCAUCUGGGCAAGGACCGGGCCCGCCCAGGCAGGACUGUGAAGGGCCUGCCCCAGCCUCCACUUCGGAGGAGCAGGUGGCCCGGGACACAGAGGAGGUUUUCCGCAGCUACGUUUUUUACCGCCAUCAGCAGGAGCAGGAAGCUGAGGCGGCUGUCCCCCCUGACCCAGAGAUGGUCACCUUGUCCCCAGAGCCUGCCAGCACCUUGGGGCAGGUGGGCCGGCAGCUCGCCAUCAUCGGGGACGACAUCAACCAGCGCUUCGACCUGGAGUUCCACACCAUGUUGCAGCACCUGCAGCCGACCCCAGAGAACGCCUACCAGUACUUCACCAAGAUCGCCUCCAGGCCAGCAGCAAUGCCCACAGGUAAUCUCCCCGCUGCCUCUGUCCACUGCUCUGCCCUGUGCCCCCUGCGCCCGCAGCACCGGGCCCCCGGCGGUGGUGGCGGCGGCGGCAGUCCCAUCCUGUGCCCUCUGAGCUUUCUCCUUUCACAGAGUUGCAGGCUCUCCCCAAACAGCAGCCAGGCGGGCACCUCUGCCACCGGACACCCUCCCUCCAUCUCCUGGCAGGUGGCAGCCCUGGACCUGGGCAACGGCCCCAUCCGGAAUGUGCUGAUAGUUCUGGCUGUGGUUCUGUUGGGCCAGUUUGUGGUACGAAGAUUCUUCCAGUCAUGACCCCAGGAGGGGUCCUUUGGGGUCCCAGCUGAGACCCCCACCUGGACUUCAGCCAAGCCUUCUUCCCUUACCUGUCCCCUGCAGGGGUCCCCCCUCAAGGGUACAGAAGCUUUAGCAAGUGGCACUCCAGCUUUGAAGGGCCCCUGCUUGGGGUCGGUCAGGCUGCGGGGGCACCCCAACAUUGCAUGGUGCUAAUGGACCCCCUCUCUGGGCUCAGCUCUCUCUGAUGGGCUUUAGGGAGGUUGAUAACUUGGGGAAGCAAGAAGCUAGGAAACACAUUUCCCCAAGAAGUUUUUAAUGGUUUUAGCUUUUUAUAAUGGCCUUAGGACAACCCCACCCCUUGUCCCCACCACUCUGCCACAGGCCAGGACAUGGGAUAUGGGGGUUAGGAGGCCUAUCCUGUACCCCAGAUUUAGCUGUUCUGGAAGGUCAGAGCUUGAGAGCUGACCUGGAGCCCAGUCCUAGCCCUUCCAAAGCUUCAUGUCCCCAACAGGGCUGGCCGGGGUUGGGGGACAAGGACCUACUUAACCCCCACCCCCCACCCCACCUAUAUGGCCUUGGCCGGCAGACUCUCAGGGAUUAGGGCCCGGGGUGUGGGGUGAGGAGGCAGACCGAGCUGUCUGGCUUUAUCCACCAGGCCCCUCCCAGCCUGCCUCCCGAGGCCCUCGGCCCCCUCCCUUCCCCUCGCCACUUGCUCCGAGGCGUCACUACUUGAGAAGGCUGCCUGCCCCAUCACUCCAUGCCAGGGGGGCAGGGGCCUCCUUGCACAGACUCUAGGGUUUAGGACUGUGGUUUGUGAUGGUCAGGGAAAGGGGUAGGGAGCUCAUCUUGAGGUUUCUGAGAGAAGGGCUAUGAACAUCACCAGAAACCCCAAGGGUGGGAUCUGCUCUCCUGGCCUGGGCGCAGUGUAAUCUGGGAGAACUGAAUACUUGAACUUUACCCCAAGCCCACCAUCUGCCUAAGCCCCUCCUGGG
Messenger RNA from Myotis davidii, 1966 nucleotides. RefSeq names its product BCL2-antagonist/killer 1 (gene BAK1). Gene Ontology annotation, biological process: regulation of apoptotic process; extrinsic apoptotic signaling pathway in absence of ligand; intrinsic apoptotic signaling pathway in response to DNA damage. The record is from RefSeq and is a predicted model, not a curated record. The transcript is spliced from 5 exons. Gene Ontology annotation, cellular component: mitochondrial outer membrane. NCBI's taxonomy places the organism in Eukaryota, Metazoa, Chordata, Mammalia, Chiroptera, Vespertilionidae. Gene Ontology annotation, molecular function: protein homodimerization activity; protein heterodimerization activity. The coding region runs from base 318 to 992 and encodes 224 amino acids.